Messenger RNA from Aphanomyces astaci, 528 nucleotides. RefSeq lists its product as hypothetical. Gene Ontology annotation, molecular function: DNA-directed RNA polymerase activity. NCBI's taxonomy places the organism in Eukaryota, Oomycota, Saprolegniomycetes, Saprolegniales, Verrucalvaceae. Gene Ontology annotation, cellular component: RNA polymerase II, core complex; RNA polymerase III complex; RNA polymerase I complex. The record is from RefSeq and is a predicted model, not a curated record. Bases 38 to 469 code for a protein of 143 amino acids. Gene Ontology annotation, biological process: DNA-templated transcription. The transcript has 2 exons.
GCAAGCCAAAAGUCAAACAACCUACGCCGCAAGCAUCAUGGCGACGACGCAAAUGUUCGAGGACAUCUUUGAGAUCAAGCAGCUCAACCCCGAAGGGAAGAAGUUCGAUCGAGUCACGCGGCUUCUGUGCAAGGGCGUGUCGUAUGAACUAGAGCUCAUGCUCGACAUCAACUCGGAAGUGUUCCCGAUGAAGGUGCAUGAACAGUUCACGUUUGCGCUCGUGACCACCCUCGACUUGGAAGGCAAGCCGGACGACGGCAUCUUCGACCAAUCUGGCAAACCCACGCUCCUCGACCGAUACGACUAUGGCAUGUACGGCAAGGUGUUCCAGUACGACCACGAAGGCGGCAACAUGGUCGCGAUCUACGCCAGUUUCGGCGGCCUUCUCAUGUGCUUGCGCGGCGACCAAGCGCAUUUGCGCAACAUCCACAACGGCACCCGCGUGUACUGUCUCAUGCGCCGCCAAUAAACCUCUCGUCUAUAGGAACUUACUACCCUCUUUAUACUCCAACUCGUUUCCAAACUGCA